Molecule: messenger RNA, 460 nt
Organism: Fomitopsis serialis
Lineage: Eukaryota; Fungi; Basidiomycota; Agaricomycetes; Polyporales; Fomitopsidaceae
Exons: 1
Coding region: 39-314 (91 amino acids)
Source: RefSeq, a predicted model, not a curated record
UCAGGACCUCCGAGUGUCAGGCGUUUUGACCUUAUGACAUGUUAUACAGGAGGCGACUCUCGUGUUUCGUAAUGUGGUUCUCGGAGUGUGUACUUGCCUCACUUCCCAAAUGCUGUCUGGUAUCCGGGAUGUUCGAAAGAGUCACAACACUCGUCUGGUGCGUACGAAGCUGUGCAGCUCGUUUUCGCCUGGGAUUAGCGGCCAACGUGAUAGUGUUUGACACAGGUGGACGUUCUUGGUAUCUGACUACGGCGCUGAUACAUCGGCUACCCGUCUCCUCGCCGCUCGGAACAGGAGACUUGAAACUGACUUGAAACCUCGACCCGUUCACCUUGCGGGUGCUUGCUCUAUCAAUCCAUCAUCCCAUCCCUGGUGCACUCUUUGGCGCGGCCAGGCUGUAUCCGGUCAGUGCCAUGUUACUCCAGGUAUCACCAGGCUACACUCAAGCUACACUGAAGUG